AAUCACACUUAUGAAAGAAUACGGUUCAUCUAAACUUCUCAAGACAAUUAUUCAACAAGAAGUCAUCACUAAUGUUGAGCCUCCUAAAAAAUUCAAAGUUAAUGAUUAGUAUAAACCUGCAGAGAAUAUAGCAUAAUAUUCUUAAGAAGAGCCUAGGAAAGAAAAAAUAACUUUGGAUGAUAUUAUUCCAAUUGAUCCUCAAAUCCCAGUUGCUGAGGCUGAGAGGCGUACAGUAGUACCAGUAAAAAAGCAACAGCAAACACAAGAAGGUCCUGUUGAUGAUUUACAAAACAUUAAUAUUGUUGCAUGUGAGGAAUAUUCCCACAUGAGACCAGUCAUACUUGGAGAGAUAGAAGAAGAGACCUUAAAACAAAAAAAGAGUUUUUUAUAAGCAUUACGCGAUGGUCAUUGCAUCAUAUAAUUGCCAAACAAAUUACCUUUUCAUGACAUAGGAAAAACAUAAAAAUAUGUUGAGGAGGUUAAAGGCGAUUAGGUGUAAAAAUAAUUAAAGUAAUGAUAUUUCAAGAUUUUAAUUAGAGAUUAUUAUGAUGAAUGUUAUGAUAGUAGUGGCAUACAAUUAUAAAAAUAAUUCACAAAUCUCAGUAAUAAAGUCGAUGUGGGUAUACAUAUAGGAAAAAUUUCAAUUGCUGCAGAUGGAUCAGCCAUUUGGAAAGCUGGAAGGGAAGAAUUUGAAAUUGUUUAAGGAAUCACCUAGGAUUUAGAUUAAAAAUGUUUGGUAAUCAACAAAGAAGAUGGUAAAUGUGGAUUCGUCAAUGUGGGUGACAAAUUUGUUAUAACUCCUAAUUAUUGA
This is a messenger RNA of Paramecium octaurelia, 811 nucleotides long. The record is from the annotation of a GenBank genome assembly. NCBI's taxonomy places the organism in Eukaryota, Ciliophora, Oligohymenophorea, Peniculida, Parameciidae.